Protopolystoma xenopodis is the source of this 288-nucleotide messenger RNA. The record is from the annotation of a GenBank genome assembly. Lineage: Eukaryota; Metazoa; Platyhelminthes; Monogenea; Polystomatidea; Polystomatidae.
AUGUGGUCACAGAUGCAUAGCAUGAUCUCUGCAAAAGCUGACACUGACUACAGAGCAUUGACAGAGGCCCAGAGAGGAGUGAAGUCAGACGACAAAAAGUCGGUAGGGCUGUAUAUGGCAGAAAUGGAUAUCCCCGAGAUGCGACGUUUUCUACGGGUAGAUACCGGCCUUUUGGAUGACUUUCAAAACGGAAAAACGUCUCAAGCCAGCACUAUUUGGCACACGAGCUUGAAAAAACUUAAUUGGAGACCGUUUUGUCUGGCCAGGGAUGCGAGCAGUCAUCGGUAA